GGCAAGUAAAAUGACAAGCCAAACACCUCGCACUGUUUUGAAUUGUUAAUCAGUAAAUUAAUAUUCUGCACAAGCGUUUAACAAUUAAAAGCAGCGUACAGCUCAAUACGCCGUAGUAGCGCCACAGUCGAUAAAAGUACGCCGAGUGCGUUGGCUCAAUAAAAUGUUUGCUUGGAUCUAUAGCUUUCUAGCAUUUGUGGGUGGUUAUGCGCUGUUGUGUUAUCUCUACGAGCAGCUGAGAACACCCUGGAUAUUGCUGAGAGAAAGUGGUGACCAUGCGCCAAGCCUAAGGCAUCGUUUUGGCUCCUGGGCGGCCAUAACAGGCAGCAGCGAUGGCAUUGGCAAGGCUUAUGCCAAGGAGCUGGCACGUCAGGGCAUCAAUGUGGUGCUGAUAGCUAGAAAUGAGCAGAAGCUGCAAGCAGUGGCAGCAGAAAUAGCUGAGGAGUGCAAUGUGCAGACCAAAAUAAUUGUAGCUGACUUUACGCAAGGUGUGCAGAUCUAUAAGCAUAUUGAAGAGGAGCUCAAGGAUCUGCCCUUAGCUAUACUUGUCAACAAUGUGGGCAUGGGCAUGCCUGGCAAUCUAAUCAAAUACAGCAGCGAGCAAGUGCAGCAACUGCUCGAGACCAAUGUGCUGGCUGUUUCGCAUCUUUCACAUUAUUUUCUGCAACAUUUACGCGCUAGCAAAAUCAAAGGCGCGCUAGUCAAUGUUAGCUCUGGCACUGAGCUACAGCCUGUGCCCUAUGCUGCGCUUUAUGCUGCCUCUAAAGCCUUUACGCGCAGCUUUACCUUGGCGCUGCAGUGGGAGGCAGCACGUCAUGGAAUUCUGGUGCAAUUGCUGUCGCCCAACUUUGUCGUUACCAAAAUCAACAAUUACUCCAAGCGCGUUAUGCAAGGUGGACUCUUCAUACCCACACCUGAGCAAUAUGCGCGCUCUGCCGUGGCGCAGCUACGCGCUGCUGUGGAUGCAACUCCGGGAUACUUUUGGCAUCACAUUCAAAAUGCAGCAAUGACUGCAUUUCCCUGGCGUUUGCGCUUAACUUUAGCUCAGCUGUUCUUUAGCAAACUAACUGAUAAGCAGCAUAAUUAAAUUUUUAAAUAUAUA
Drosophila busckii is the source of this 1102-nucleotide messenger RNA. Its product is annotated as inactive hydroxysteroid dehydrogenase-like protein 1. Gene Ontology annotation, molecular function: oxidoreductase activity. The transcript has 3 exons. The record is from RefSeq and is a predicted model, not a curated record. Gene Ontology annotation, cellular component: endoplasmic reticulum. Bases 164 to 1087 code for a protein of 307 amino acids. Lineage: Eukaryota; Metazoa; Arthropoda; Insecta; Diptera; Drosophilidae.